This is a messenger RNA of Colossoma macropomum (tambaqui), 1801 nucleotides long. RefSeq names its product adaptor related protein complex 1 subunit sigma 2 (gene ap1s2). Gene Ontology annotation, cellular component: intracellular membrane-bounded organelle; AP-1 adaptor complex; membrane coat. NCBI's taxonomy places the organism in Eukaryota, Metazoa, Chordata, Actinopteri, Characiformes, Serrasalmidae. The coding region runs from base 110 to 583 and encodes 157 amino acids. The transcript has 5 exons. Gene Ontology annotation, molecular function: clathrin-cargo adaptor activity. The record is from RefSeq and is a predicted model, not a curated record. Gene Ontology annotation, biological process: vesicle-mediated transport; intracellular protein transport.
AAAAGUGAGAGGAAAAAAGAGUGCUCUCUCUAACGGGACUCAUCUCCAUGGAUGAUAGGUUAGCUAGCUAGCUAACCUCCUGAACGGAUUUAUUCAUAAAAGAGUGAAGAUGCAGUUCAUGCUGCUGUUCAGUCGCCAGGGCAAGCUGCGGCUGCAGAAAUGGUACGUGCCCCUGUCUGACACCCAGAAGAAGAAGAUUUCCCGUGAGGUGAUACAGAUGGUGCUGGCUCGCAAGCCCAAGAUGUGCAGUUUCCUGGAGUGGAGGGACUUGAAAAUCGUCUACAAGAGAUAUGCCAGCCUGUAUUUCUGCUGUGCUGUGGAAGACCAGGAGAAUGAACUGAUAACCCUUGAGAUCAUCCACAGAUAUGUAGAGCUGCUGGACAAGUAUUUUGGCAGUGUUUGUGAACUGGACAUAAUCUUCAACUUUGAGAAAGCAUACUACAUUUUGGAUGAGUUUAUACUGGGUGGAGAAGCUCAGGAGACUUCGAAGAAGAUUGUGUUGAAGGCCAUUGAACAGGCAGAUAUGUUACAAGAGGAAGCAGAAGCACCACGCAGUGUCCUGGAGGAGAUUGGACUCACAUAGACCUUGUGAUGUCUCCUUUGCCCAAUAAGAAACACAAAUUUCUUGCUUUAUUCUUUAAGCUGGUCCUCAUUUACAGUAUUUAGAAGCGUCAGUCACUAAACAGGUGUGUUGUCAACAUCUUGUAUCAUAAAAAUGACAGUGCCUGGAUUUAGACAAAUGUCCAAGGGAAAUUACCAUACUAACUUGUUUCUUAAUGUUUUCAUUUCAUUCUACAGGUUUCUUAAAACACUAUCUGAAAAUGUAGCUUUUAGUUUUCAGAGUCAUUAUGUGUAUGACUGUGAGAAACCAUAGCCAACUGUUAACCUAGAACAAUUCUGCUUGCUAAUUUAGAACAGUUCUUCAUUAACAUGCCAUAUUACCUCACGUUGUGCCCUCCACUGCCUUAAAACUCACUUUCACAGUUGGUGUAUUUGGCCAGCGUCUUAUGCAACUUGGUGAAAGUUGAAUUCAUUUUUUUGCUCAAUGGAGACUAAUUGUAUCUGUGUAUAAGAAAUGGAAACAAGUGUUGGGGACCAAAUAUUCUUACACUGACUAGGAAAAAGGGGAAUAAUAUAAACUGAACAUAGAAAGCAAGGCAGGCUUCUAAGAAUCUAAGGAGAAAUAUGGGACAAAAAGUCAUGAGUGACUUAGCCUUCAGUGGUCAGUAUUAUUUGGAAAAAAGGUAUAUAUGUCAGUAUUAGAAAAGGCAUAACUGAUAACACUAAAUGUUUACCAUGUACUGUGAGCAUUAUAGUUAAGAACAUGCAUUGUGUUGUCAAGAAGGUAUUUCAUGCAAGAUUGUCAGUUAACUAGGUAACCUAAAACCUGCACAGUCAUUAGUGUUAGUUUUGUUUUUCAGAGUGUUUGCAAAAGGAUAAUUCUGUUCAACCUUAACAGAGAUGAUGUAUAUUCUUGUCAUUUUCCAUUGUCAUAUGUCAUUAUUGUGCACUGAAACAGCUCAAGAGAACACACUGACUUUUAAGCCAUAAUCUUAGACUGUCCAAUAGGAGAAUAGAUAAGCAAUAUUGGACAGUCUUACCUGUUGUCUAAAGUAAAAUGUCUAACUGCUAACUUCAUGAAAUACCCUCCAGGUUUCAGUUUAUUUUACAUGCCAAAGAACCUGCAUCUUGCUUCUAUCCUUUUUGUAUCAAUGGUAUUCAGAUUUCACUGUGAUACACUAUGUAGCCUAUCUCUUGGAAAUACUAAGGUCCUUCAAAAUAAAAUGCAAUUUUCUUAAUG